Molecule: messenger RNA, 366 nt
Organism: Trichobilharzia regenti
Lineage: Eukaryota; Metazoa; Platyhelminthes; Trematoda; Strigeidida; Schistosomatidae
Source: the annotation of a GenBank genome assembly
AUGAGUUAUCCAACGGAGAACAGUACACCUGUUGUACAUCAGCCUACAGCAAUACAGGAACCUGCAUUUGAAAGAGAAUGGACCACCGGUCUCUGUGCCUGUUUAGAAGAUCUGCCAACAUGCUGUUUAGUUUUAUUUUGUCCACACUGCUAUAUGUGCUAUAUAUACAGAAAAGAAGGUGAAUCAUGCUUGCUUCCAAUAUUCGGUGCCGGGAUUUUGCCGUUACGUAUCAAGCAUCGUAUUAUGCAUCGAAUAAUGGGAACUUUGUUGAAUGACUUCUGUAUUUCAUGCUUUUGUGCACCAUUAGUUGUUUGUCAACUAAAACGUGAUUUAGACAACGUCAGAUCAAACAGAAUCGAUGUUUAA